This is a messenger RNA of Impatiens glandulifera, 2009 nucleotides long. RefSeq names its product pentatricopeptide repeat-containing protein At5g40410, mitochondrial. Gene Ontology annotation, biological process: RNA modification. The transcript has a single exon. Gene Ontology annotation, molecular function: protein binding; zinc ion binding; RNA binding. The coding region runs from base 43 to 1899 and encodes 618 amino acids. Lineage: Eukaryota; Viridiplantae; Streptophyta; Magnoliopsida; Ericales; Balsaminaceae. The record is from RefSeq and is a predicted model, not a curated record.
UAAAUAAGUAUGAAAAUCUGAACCAGUUUGUGAAGGCGAGAGAUGAUAAGAGGUUCUAGGGUUCUUCAUUCGGUUUCUUCUUCUUCUUCUUUUGCAUCCAUUAAACGUCAAUGCUCGCUCAUCAUCCAAUCUUUCUCUUCUCACUCCGACAACUCAAUUCUUCAAACGAGAAUCAAAUCCUUCAUUCACGUAGCUCAGUCCUGCUCCUCCUCUUCUUCUUGUAGAUCGGUUCAUGCCCAGGUAAUCAAAUCUUCCCUUUUCCGCCACGGAUUUCUUGGAGAUAUUUUAGUGUCAGCCUACGGGAGAUUGGAUUCAUUAAAUGAUGCACAUAACCUGUUUGAUGAAAUUACUCACAAGGAUUUAGUUUCCUGGAAUUCGUUCAUUUCAGUAUUUUCACGAUUAGGGCUUGUGGAGAAAUGUUUGAAUGUUUUAAAUCGGAUGAGAGUUGAGUCGGAUAUAGAACCCAACGAGGUGACACUCAUUUCAACGAUUUCAGCUAUUGCAGAUGUAGGAGAAGGUUUAGACGAAGGAAAUUCCCUUCAUGGAAUUGCAGUGAAGGUUGGUCUUUUGUUUGAAUGUAAACUUCUCAAUGCUUUGAUUAACAUGUAUGGGAAAUUUGGUCAUUUGGAUUCUGCCUAUAAGGUGUUUGUAGAAAUGCAUGUUCCUACACAAGUCUCAUGGAAUUCAUUGAUUGCAGUUCAUGUUCAUAAUGGUUUUCCUGAAAAAGGAAUUGUCAUAUUUAAAACGAUGAGAAUGUUUGGAUUUCAACCUGAUGAAGCUAAUGUUGUGUCAUUCAUUCAAGCUUGUGAAGAUUUAGGUAUAGAAAAAUUGGCUGAAUCAAUCCAUUCCUAUGUUUUCGCUUCUGGUCUUGUUUCCGAUUUAACCAUCAUGACCUCGCUGUUGAGAUUCUACGCAAAAUCGGGUCGGUUAUUGAGUUCUUACGACGUUUUUAAAGAGAUAAAGAAACCAGAUAGAAUUGCUUGGACUGCAAUGCUAGCUGGUUAUGCUAUCCAUGGAUAUGGCAAACAAGCGAUAGAAUUCUUUGAGUUUAUGAUCAAUACUGGUUGUGUUCGACCCGAUCAUGUUACGUUCACGCAUUUACUAAGCGCUUGUAGUCACUCGGGGCUCGUUAACGAAGGCGAGAAAUAUUUCGAUGUUAUGUUUACUUCUUAUAAGAUUGAACCUAGGUUAGAUCAUUAUUCGUGCAUGAUCGAUCUUUUAGGUCGAGCCGGUCGCUUGAUCGACGCUCGUAAAUUGAUCGAUGAAAUGCCGAUGGAACCAACUUCGGGAGUUUGGGCUUCUCUUCUUAACGCGUGUCGUGUCCACGGUAAUAUGGAGCUCGGGGAAGACGUAGGGGCGCGUCUUCUUUCGAUAGACCCUUUGGAUUCUCGUAACUAUCUAAUGCUAUCGAAUAUCUACUCCAAUUUUGGCCGAUGGAAGGACGCGGCGAAAGUGAGGAGUUUGAUGAAGGGAAAACGUUUGAGGAAGGUUCCGGGUUGGAGUUCGAUCGAAUGUGAAAAUGAGAUUCAUCGUUUCGUUGCGGGUGAUAGGUCGCAUCGGGACUCGGAGGAGAUAUAUGCGAAAUUGGAUGAACUUAUAGGUAAAGUUCGAAAAAUUGGGUAUGUUUCGAAGACAGAAUUGGUUUUGCACGACGUGGAAGAGGAUGUGAAGCGUGAUAUGAUUGAGAAGCAUAGUGAGAAAUUGGCGGUUGCUUUCGGGUUGUUGGUAGGUAGGGCGGGUAGGCCGAUGAUUAUUACGAAGAAUAUUAGAAUCUGCGGGGAUUGUCAUGUUUUUGCGAAACUUGUGUCUGUUGUUGAGAAGCUUACUAUUAUUAUUAGGGAUCCGAAGAGAUUCCACCAUUUUAGCGAUGGAUUGUGCUCUUGUGGAGAUUUUUGGUGAUUAAUAUUAGAGAUAAAAACACUUUGUUGAUAAUUGUGUUAAAAACAUGUAUAGUUAAUACCUUGAUGUGCCUCUUAUAUCGGGGAAGUUGCACAGUUCUUAUUGUCGCC